CCACAGUUUGGUGUAGACUUUCAAGAUGGAUGCUUUUGCGUCGAUAGGUUUCUGUUUCUUUUUCGAAACGGACUCGUGUGGCGAUCGCCUCAGCCCGAAGACUGAGGAUCCGUUUGCGAUGUAACGGAUUUAAUCCCCGUGAAACGAUAACAGUGGAUUCAAGUGGAUAUUUUUGUGUCUACGUGUUCGGACUGUCGCUUAUUUUGUAACUUCCUGGUUGUCGCAUUAAUAUGUCUGUUGAAACUGCGGCGAAAGCUCAAGUUACGAAAGGUUUUCUGGAUUCAGCAUACAUGGGACUUUAUCAUUUUGCUGUAAUGUUUAAAACCAAGGACAACUAUUUUAAAGGAAAAGCAAAGGGAAGUCGACAAAUUUCCUAAGCGUUCAGCAAUGGAAAGUGGACAUGGUAGUGCCUCGAGUAAAGGUGUUUUAGUACCUGUCUCUGAAACUUCUGACGUCUUCCAAAACAGUAUUUUGGCUACACUUAAAAGUGCGUACUUGUAUGAGGAGUCAAAGCAGUCUUUCUGCCACAAGUCUGCUGUGUUGGUAAAAAAUCCAGCGCUGGAAGAAAAGUAUAAUGCUUUCCGAGCAAAGAGAAGAGAAGCAGGAUACUCAGAGGAGGACCUGAAUGAAUCCUAUGGUUUUUUACUGUUUGAUGAUGUCAACAAGGCUAAUGCAUUGGGAGAAACUGGUGUGCUCACUGGAAACAGCACGUGCACAACUCUGGGAGAUCCCUCACAUGGUGUUUACAUAUCAAUGUACUCUGACUGUUUGGAUCAAAAUCGCUGGUAUCAUGGGAAAUCUGGAUACAUUGCCAUCAUCAAGCUGACAAAGGGUAGAGUUAAAAAGGUUUCAGAAAACUACACCCAGAAUUUCACUGCGCCCACUGUGGGGUUUGACUGCCAUGUCUCAGAACAGUUGCCUUCAGUAUCAUCCAAAACCAGCUCCUUUCUUGCCUUUGAGAGAGCCCAGUAUUACAUGUAUGAGCAGCUAGAUGAUGAAGGAAAUGCGACAACUCAAUCUCCCAGUGCUGCCUGUCCCUUUGCCAUUGUAUCAUUUUCAUAUAAAGAUACCAAAGCAACACUUGUUGCACCACAGGAGAAAAGUGAAAAGAAGAAACACACUUGUCAUUAUGUUCCAUGGAAAGGACAGCUUCAAAUAGGCACCCAAUUCUAUAAUGUUGGGCUAAGGUCUACAGCAGGGGCCUGGAUACCUGCAGAACUGCCACCAGUGGUGAAAAUUGACCGAGCCAUAUCCAUGUUACAUAUGAGACAGCUGUUGCCAUGGGCAGUCUUUGAAACCUGCUUCUCUGGUGAAGUCUUUCUGGAUGGCUUAUACUGCAGUCUUUGUGAGCUGGUGUCUUCUGAGGCAGAAGAAACCAAAUCACUCUCUCUGCUUCUGCAGGAGAUCAAGGAGAAAGAUAUUGCUCUCCCCAUUCAGCUGAAUGAUGGUGGUUUUCUUAUCCUGUUGCACUCCUCCCAUUUCCUCACAUAUGAUGAUACUGGGUCGAGUUCAACUGAUGUCCUGCAAGGCAUGUUUGUGUUUCCAGUCUCACGAGUUAACCAGAGAGAAACAAAACUUGGGCAGAGAAAGCCUGCCAUGUCAUCUGAAGUCCUGCGAGUUCUACCGGUACUAAGUUAUGCAGAGGGUGAAGUUGAGAAAUCACCCUUUGACCCAGAUGAAGAACUGUGUGAAGUUGUGGCACAUCAUAUGCAGAGUUAUGCAGCACUGAUAAAUCCUGGGUUGGCAAGUCCUUCAAGGGAAAUCAGCAUCUUUCCAGAACAGUAUGAUGUGCCAGAUGCUCACAAGCACCUCUACUCAUCCCCAGAGUGGACUAAAAGGGCAUGGCAGAGCUUCAGGUCUUACCUGAGUAAACCAAUCUCCUUUCAACUGCCAGUGUCCAAGGCUUCAGAAAUCCUGUCGGCUGGACAAGAGGAGCAAAUAGAAGACCUUGAUGAUGAUGUCUACAUCUGUCUGUCAUCUCCUGAAGAGGCACCAGCCAAUCCUGUUAGCGUGGAGUUAGAGGACCAGCUGACAGGCCAGAGAUCUUCUGUAAACAUGGACACAUCUAUGAACAGCAGUAUAACAAGUGCUGAAGCAAAAGAGUACCUAACACCUGUGCCUCAAAAUGUUGUACCAGCUGAUUUGAAAGCUGGUACAGCAGCUGUUGACAGGGGUACAACGAGUGCUGGAACACAAAUAGACUUAACACCUGUGCCUCAAAAUGUUGUACCAGCCGGUUUGCAAGCCGGUACGUCUGUGGACUUUGGCGUAACAAAUGCUGAAGCACAAGUGGACUUAACACCUAUGCCUCAAAAUGUUGUACCAGAUAAUUUGCAAGUUGGAGAUGCAACCAAAGACACUUGCAAGUCUGAUCUGACUGUGCUGAUAAAAACUGAUAAGGGGGCAAGAAAUCUUCUGGCUCCCCCCUCGUCAGAUGACCUUCCUGCAGAGCUGAUAGUUAGCAUCACUUCAGCAGAGCGAACUGUCACUGAUGAGAGUAUAAGUAUGAUCAGUUCUGUGUCUGUAACAAAGCAUAAUGACUUUCAGCUUUCUGGUUUUUCAACAACCAAAUUACAAACUGCAGGAGUGAACUCUCUUAAUGACGAGACUGUUACAACCAAAUUAGUCUUGGAUUGCCCUGAGGUUACCAAUGUCACAAAAAAAGAACGAGGGAAAUUACGCAGGGGACAUUACAGAGGUCGGAGGAAGGUAUCCAAAGUUUGCGUUGAGACUCCCAGUUUGAAAACAGUCAAAAUACCAGUGGAGUAUGACAACUUUAACAGUCAGGAGGAAGGCGAGGCCAAGGAAUCAUCAGGCCACCCACAGUUGAGUAAUCCCUCAAAUACUGAUGGGAGGAAAGUACAAAGGGGAAAGUGCAAAUUUGGAAAACUAUCAUCAAAAAAUGUUGGUUUAGCGGUACCAAAGGAGAAAAAAUCUGACCCUGGAAAACAGAGUUUGGAAAACACCAUUUUAAUGGAACUUGAAGCAUGUCCUCUAAGAAAGAAAACGGAACGCUGGGACUUGAAGCCAGUCAUCAGCGAAUGUGGAAGAAUCUUGGUUCCUCAUGGCUCUGUAGAUAUUGCUAACCAGAUUAAGUCUUUAAAAGAUAAGCUUCAGUCAAAAGAGGACGAUCAGUGCCCUAACAAAACGUUGAUCAGGGCUUCUGUGAAUGCUUAUUGCACAGCCGAAAUGGAGCAAGAAUCCGGCACUGCUCCAGAAACCGCAGUGGACGAAACAGAGACCACAGCAUCCAAGGAUGGAGGGAACCAUCUUAAAACUCUCAGUGAUGUUAAUCCUGAACACAGUGUUCUGAGACCAUCAAAUGAUGGCAAUGGUUCAUUGACUUUGAAUCAACAUAGCAGUGAGCCUUCUUCAAAGACUGGUGUCACAACAACUACCCUCUCCCCAGGAAAAUUUGCAUCAAAGGGUGAAUUUCUGUUAAGUAAAUUGAAAUCAGUUCUUCUCAGAGGAAAGAGAAAAUCUGAUCUUGUGUCAGAGGAAACGACUGUAGAUACCACCAAAGAUGCUGAGCCUUGUCUCAAGAAGGGCAAAUUUGACUUGGGUGCUGGGAUGCCGAAGACUAAUUAUGCAAUUACAAGCAUCCAGGACACCAAUGUGUAUGUCAAGGAAGUUUCAAAGAUGCUUUCAGUUGACCCUCUUUUUGCAUAUGCCCUAGGCCUGACCCCUAAAGAGACACCAGACAAAAUAAAGAUAACUGAGGGUCAGAAUAUCCAACAAAUGAAAGACUCACCAGAGACACAAGCACAAACCAUUUUAGACAAACAACCUCAAAUCAUACAAAGGCCUCCAUCAAUCUUUCCAAGACGGGGAAGGAUUAAAAUGCUAAAAAAACAUCAAGGCAUCUCUACAGAAUAUGUUAAAAAGAAAUGGUGGUUGCAUUUUCAAACCCCAGCUUGUUUUGCCAGUGAAAAACUCAAAAACAAAGAGUGUACUAGGGAUAAUUCUAUCAGGAAGACUGUUAAGGAAAAAAUGAACAGUGCUUGCUCAUCUACAGAUGCUUUGAAUUUACUUGCUGACUUGGCACUCAGUGCCAGUAAUGACCAGGUUCCACCACAUCCAGUGCCAGCAGUUGAGAGAAAGCCUGAGACAAGUUUGAAGAAGUGUGACUUUGCAAAAGAACUUACCAUGGCUGAACAAGAGUCAGUUCUUCAUGCUCUGCUUAGAAAGCCUCCUGCUAGACCCAUGCAGCCUCUUGAGUCUCCUUCACCAAGCCAUCUUGUGGGAGGCAGUGAAUUGGUUGGUUUGGUAUCUAAAGAACAUGCUUACUCAUUGCCCCCGUCUUCCUCUCUACUGUUGGGUUUGCCAGGUACACCAUUCCAGGUAUCCCCUUUAAGUGGUUCUACCAGACUGCUGCACCAUCACCAGACAAUGUAUGGCAAUGGAAGUCAAACACUACACCCCUCUGUCGAUCAGGAAGACAGAAGUGAACAAUACCACAGGACUCCAGAAUACCUGACAAAACACAUGGGCCGCAGAAGAAAGUUCAGACACUCCCGUACCUUUGUUGGCACGGAUGGAUCUAUCCAAGUCACAAAACAGUGGAAACAAAACUAUGACUUUAGUCUAGACAGCAAGUUUACAAGUGACUCAAAGGAAAAAGCCAUCAUCCGAGCCUUGCAUGGCCCGUGGGACUUCUCAAUGCAAGACACUUGUGAAGAGGUGCGGCUCAUCGUCCACAUAUGGAUAGGUCUGUUCUACAGCAGGUCAACAGCCAGGUUUUUUCAUGCUGACCCAGACUCAUGUUCAGAAGAGAGAGAUCACUUGGAAAUGUCCAGUGGAACGGUAUCAGCCCAGGAUCAGUCUGAGCUCAAGGCCAAUUCCUUUGCUCCUUUCCCGGGUGUAUCAGACACUUCUUCAGACCCAUCGGUUUCAAAAGUUUUGGACCUCAGCAAAAAAGAUGACUCUGUCUUGGACCAAGAAUGUCAAAUUUUGGACUUGUCCCUGAGAAACUCCAAUGCAGAGAUUGUAACCUCAGAUCAACGAGUCAACAGAAGAGACGCUUCUGUGUCUGGUGAUGGGAAAGCAGCUAGUAUAACAUUGAACACACCCAAGUCAUCUGCAGGACUACAGGAGACAAGCACAAUUGAGUGUUACACAAAGAUGGAGCACUUCACAGAGAUUGCCAGUGAGGUGAAUGAUGUCAGAAGCACCUUUAAAAGUAAGAGGACUUGUCCUCCUCCACCAACAGCAGGGAGCCUGAAGCACACUGAUGUACCGUCAGGUGGAAUGUUCUUUCUCGAAAAAGAAGACAUUGGAAGUGCAUCGAGUUCGUCAGAAAAUAAUCAGACUGCUCCAGGCGUUGGCCACAUGUUACAUGGAUGCAACAAUAAGAAGACUGAUAUGAAAGAUGGAACUGAAAAUGUGGAAUCUAAAGUUGUGAAUUUAGUGACAAAACAUGAAAAGGAUUCAUCUAAAUCUGUGACAGUUGAAGAGGUAGACUCCAACAAAGGAGCAACCGAUGUGGUCCAUGAUGUUGGGCAUGAUAAAAUUGAAUUCAAAGAGGGGGAAAACUUGGAGGUGAAAGAAAAGCCAUGCCAAGAAGACAAUGUAGAGCCGUCUCUAAAAGGGAUUCAUACUAGUGAUGAUUCUAUAAAUGAAGCAUCUGGUAUAAUCUGCAAUGGUCUUUUGGAAAAUGAAAAGCAGUUGUCUUUGGAGGAACCUAUAGCAGACUCACCAGGCAAAGCUGAAAAUGUAAAUGAAGAUGAAGAUUGUUGUACAGUCAACAAAGCUAAAGUGAUCGAAGAUGAAAAUCACUCUGAAAAAGCAGAUGGAUUUCAUGAGAAAAACAGUUGUGAUACACCUGUAAAAAGAGACAGUGAUUUGAGUGUUCAACCAGUACCUAUGAUGUGUAAUGGCCCAGACUCAGUAAAGGAUGGCAUUAUAGGGUGUCAUCAAGAACCACCUUUGGAUGAGCAACCACCUCAAGCUGAGGAAGAACACGCCUCCCAUGAUUUACACUUGAGAAAACUGUGUGCAAAGGGCAGUGCGUUGACAGAUGAACAAGCUAUUUCAGAAAAAUCUCCCCCCAAAUCCUUAAAAAUGGAGCCUACAUCUAAUGUGCAUGCAGUUGAUCAAAAUUCAAAAAAUAAAAUUUGUCUGGCAAAGAAGACACAAUAUCAGAAGGCACCAUUACCAAUAUCUGAUGAGCGCAACUGUUCAUUAGAUGCUCCUUACACAGAUGGGGUUAUUCCCCAAACAAAUGAUGGCGUUGAAACCAGAAGCCAAAACAAAGUAAUGGCAGACUUAAAUGUAAGUAGUGGUGAUCAUGAAGAUGGGAAUACCCAAUCAAUCCAGGGAGAGCAAAAUGUUUAUAACAAAACUGAGAAGGAACUAUUUCAUCAUCAGUCUGAAGUUGAAGUGGCACUGGCUCAAGACAUAUAUAUCAAACAGAUCGACAAAACAACUGAGGGAUUAAAAAAGAUCCAUAGUGAGGUUGUAAUUCCAUUUAUUGGAAGAGACACUUCUGAAGAGCGUACAGUACAACCACAUGACUUACACUCACAAGGCAAGGUUGAAGAAGUUGUUCAAGGCCAGGAAGAAAUACCACUUAUCAGUGGAACUACCUACCCUGAAACUUUCAUUCCCCCAGGGGUAUGCAGUACAUCUCAAAUGUACAGUGAAAAAGUGGAGCUGUGUGCUGGCAGAAUAGCACUAUCGCUUUUUGAUAUAAGUGAAAAAAAACAGCCAGUGGCUUUGGAAAGUGAGUCUGAAGAUCGGUGCUCUACCCCAACUAUGGAUGAGAAACCAUAUGAGUACUCAAUUUGCUCUGGCCCCAGUACUCAUGCCUCUGCUUAUAGUGGUGCUGAAACCUCCAGAGACAUGGUUCAGCAAUGUCUUGACGUAGACUUGCCAUCUCAGAAGGAUGAGAUGCUUUUUGAGCAAAACAUUUGUCACAAGUCUGCAGUCAACAGUGAUGCCACACCUCUCCAUGAUCUUCACCCUGAUCUUGAGCUAAGGACUCUAAGAGUUCUACAAAGUAUAGACAAGUACCUCUCCAAAUCAAGUCACAUUGACAAAUCCAGCCAGAUUGAAACAGCUGAUAUGAAACACUCUCUUGAUCAAACCUCUAAGCCCACCAGCAAGUACAUCCCCACUUGCUUAGCACCAAGGCAUAAUUCAACUGAUUUUAUCAACAAGAAAAUAAGCAAUACUACACCAGCAGGCGUGUCAGCAUCGACCUCACAAGAGUUGCACACAGAAUCAACAGGUCAUUUUCUCAUAACACCUUUUAAAAGAAAUUUAGAAGAAGUACUUGGUGUUAAGUUGCAGCUAAAGAAAACUGACUCAUCAGUUCCUCAACACUAUUUUGAAAGGACAGAAAAACUACAGGAAACCUCUGUAGGGCAAGAUUAUUGCCAUCCCUACGCAUCUGUUCCCACUUCUAAAAGUUUGCAAGUGAUUAAGGCAAAUAUUGUUGACCAAGAAAGACAUAAAACAACAUCACAGACCAAUUUAAGCCAUGAACCACAAUCAUACAGUCAGCGCCCUGUUAUGGCAGUGAAACCAUCUAAGAGUGAUGAAAGUCAAGCAGAUAGCAUCUCUAAAGACAGACUAACUGAAAAUGCUGCAAUGUCCAAUUUUUCCCAAAACAAACCAAAGAAUACCCCUAUAGUCACACACACCACACCCACUACCAUGCUCUUGGAGAUAAAGACUGAAAAACAGAGACACUCGGAAAUACUAAGUGAUGACAAGCAAGAAGCCAAUGAGCUGUCUUCAAAGAGCAGGUGGUUAUCAAAUGUAGGUGACAGUAAGACUCGCUCAGAUAAAGCUCAAUUUGUGCAUCAAGAUUCUUUAUAUCAGCACCAAGGAAGGGACAUUUUAAAAUUCAACAAGAUUCCUUCAUUAUCUCUCCCUGGGCAGUCUUUUGAAUCUGCAAGAAGUUCCUCUAAAUGUGUCGAUGGAACCAAAGGUUUCAUGACAUAUGGUUUAGUUGAGAAAUUUGGGCAGACAACUAGAGGAAGCAUUUUGAUGGAUCAGAGGGAAUACACAGACGCAUCUAUUUCACGUGCGGAUCACAGUGAUGAUGGAAAAAUAGAUGACAGUCUCCUCCUGGAUCCUCAAAGUUCACUCAUGUGCACGGUCUAUAACACCAGCCGGAAGAGACCGUACUCUUUUCUGGAGCAAGUGUCUCAGAGGUGCCUACAAGAUGACAUCACUGAGGCGUCAAUGGAGCAGGAGUGCCUUAUCUUCUCAGAACAAAUGAAACAACUUUUGAAAAGAAGUAAGAGGGAACCCCUCAUGGACACACAUGACAAAUUACGUCUUUCUUGUACCAGUCCUGUGACUGUGCACUUUUCUAGUCUAGAGGAGCAGGAGGAUAUAGUGGAGCCCUUAAAAGCACACUUAGACACACCAUCAGUUAUUGGACAAAAAAUCAAGGUAGACAUGUCUGAUAGGAAAGACCUGUUCGACAUCACAAAGGACGAAAAGACAUUGCAUCCUCAAAAAUCAUCACAAGGAACAGGGAACCCAAUGGCACAUGCUGCUGUAUCUGACGUGACCUCAGAGUAUGCCAGACUGUAUGAAGCAAAGAUGAAUGACAUUUGUGCUGCCAAAAGGGUCCCAUCCAGGCCUAAGCACUUCAGUAUGGAUAGAGGUUACCCAAAGACUGAACCAAACAAUCAUUUCGACUUCUGUGAUCAAAUGAAGAGAGAGAUGGAGGAGAGUUUUCGCAGUAAACUGAAUUCAGUCGUGAAGAAAUCCUGUAAAACAAAGUACAGAUUCUACAUAUUAGUAACAUCGGAUGAUGCCUUCUUUGAGGAAACCAAGGUACAACUAGAAGCAGAAGGUCACACUGCUGUACAGCCCUCCGAGUUCUUCCUUGCUGAGGAUAGCUCUUCAUCUCUACUCAUCAUCCUCAGAAAUGAAGACAUUGCAGAGCACAUCUGUGAGGUCCCACGUUUGCUCGAGCUGAAGAAUUCACCAGCUGUGCAAUUUGCUGGAAUUGACGAACCAGAUGAUGUCGUGAAUCUCACCCAUCAGGAGCUCUUCACGAGGGGUGGCUUCAUAGUGUUCGACAGAGCAGCUCUGGAGCCCCUCAGCCUUUGCAACAUGAAAAAAAUGGCAGAAAUCUUGCAAAAGCUAAGCCGAAUGGAGAAGUGGAAAUGGAUGCUGCACUACAGAGACAGCCGUCGUCUAAAAGAAAAUGCGAGGUUGAGCGAAGAGGCAAGAGAGAAGAAGCAGUUCCUAAAUUCGUGCCAAGAAGCUGGAAUAUUGGAGGUCUUGCCUUAUCACGAGUGUGACCUCAUGUCAAGAGAUCGGCCCGACUAUCUCACAUGUUUGGUCCAUUUGCAGGUCCAGAACAUAUCAGCCCGUUAUCCUGUUUUCAUAACUGAUACAACAACUGACAUCAAAUUCAAGAAGAAUGGGAUUUUAACAAUGACUUUCAACUCUUUCCUGACGUGUUCUCCAAGCGAAACAUUUACAGCCUGACCUGUAAAAAGUCUGAUGGACACACUGAUGUUGUGCUUAUUCAAGAACACAGCAAUGAAAACUCAUCGGAUUUGAGGAAGGAGAAACCAGCAAUUUACCAGUAAUGAUAAUUUCAAAAAUACUUACUUUAAAGGAAUACUCCACCCGCAAAAUGACCAUUUGUAUAUCAAUUGCUCACUGUGUGUUACCUUCAAUUCGUGAAGAAAACUUUGUUUUUCUAGCAUUCCUCCAUGGUAAACUGAAAAUCCAAAAGAGGUGAACGUUCUUUAUGAAUUCAAAUAUUGGGAAUCAUGUCUGACAGCAAAAUCGUAUGAAAACAUCUGUUUACAAUCUCUCACACACAAAUCUUGUAGUGUAAUCAGAGUCCCAUUUAUCCCGUUGCAUGCUCAGUACUUGCCAAAAGCAUGUAUUAUUGAAAAACAUAAUUUGAAACAUAUCAGUACCAGAAGUCAUGUACAGAAGUCAUGUCAUGUACAGACGAGUAGUGUGUCUGACUACAGGUGUGUGUUUAAAUUUUGCUCAGGCGGAGCUUAUACUCUCACAUGUUCAGUGUCCAAAACGGCUGUUCUUUGAAUGACCACUUGAGCCUAGUUCAAGAAGCCAGAAAAUCCCCACAGACCGCUAGUUGCUAGUUUCCCCCAUCAUGACAAGAGUACAGGGGGUCAAAUUUUAUAUUACUAACCUGUUUGCAUUUUAGGCUUAAAGUUACAUAUAAUUAAGGUGAGGCCUCUUUGAAUGACAGGCAGUCUGCCGAUGUGUCCUCGGCCUCAAUCGGAUCCAGCCCUCGCUCCUCCACGGAGCUGGAGGCUUCAGACCAUGAGUCCUCAAACCAUUGAGGGAGGUCAUGCUAGCUCCGUCCAUUAUUUAAUACGGUCUAUUGGUCAGGCACGCUCAGGGUGUGCUACUUGAAGGCGAAAGUGUUUUAAAUUGUACGUUUUUACAAAGAUGAAUGUUUUCAGAAAGCACAGAGCAAACAACUGGAUAAAUGAGACUAACAUUAUACUGCAUGAGUUUAUGAGAGUUUGUAAACAGAUGUUUUUAAAUGUUUUUGAUUGAUAAACAUGGUCCCCUGUGACUUCAAUUCAAUUUCUGGAGUCUCGGUUCACAUUGCAGGCGUGUUAGAAAAACAAAGUAUUCUUCACAAAUACAAGGCAACAUGUGGUGAGUAACUGAUGGACAAGUAGUAUUCUGUUUAUUUUCUUGAGUACAUAAGUUCAGCUUAUAUAAAUGGAGCAAUAAUUAUUCAGUUAUUAUUUGACUUUUUUUUGUUUCAUUUAUCAACUAAGUUAUCAUUUAGUUAAUGAGUAUUGACAGCGAUGCCAAUAUACAGGCGGGUGUACUGUAAAUACUGUACGCAUUUUGUAUUUUAUUUUUAUCGUUAAUGGUUUUUUUACUGUGUAUAUUUUGUUUCCAAUCCUGACUUGAUACAUUUGCUGCACAAUCGUUAUUAGUGUUUGUUUUUAGGUACAAACAAAUUUGAAACAUAGCUAAAUUAGCUUGUUUGUAUAUUUUAUAUAUUUAAGUAUAUAACUGUACACUGUUAUGGUUGUUGACAGUGAUUAUUAACUCAUGAGUGUUGAGUAGUUGCAGCUCAACAAUUUAACAUUAUUACUCAGUGCUUAAUAUGUUUAUAUUUCAUAACUUUGUUGAAAGCAUUUUGAGUGAGAAUAAAGCAGUUUCUUUAAUUGUUUUCUUCAAAAGCAAGAAAACAUCGACACAGGCUGAA
Messenger RNA from Plectropomus leopardus (leopard coralgrouper), 11182 nucleotides. It is a transcript of the gene tasor2, whose product is annotated as transcription activation suppressor family member 2. Lineage: Eukaryota; Metazoa; Chordata; Actinopteri; Perciformes; Serranidae. The record is from RefSeq and is a predicted model, not a curated record. Gene Ontology annotation, cellular component: nucleoplasm. Gene Ontology annotation, biological process: negative regulation of gene expression, epigenetic.